UCGGACGUGGUAGGCGGAAGCGUUCCGAAAUCUCGGGAUUGGAUUAAAGUGCCACCGUUGUUGGUCGUUCGUCCGGAUUCCGGGAAAGGUGCGAGCAAGACGUGACUGACUGACAACAGCGUGAUUAUAAAUAGAUUAAUUAAGAUAUCAGAAGCACACUAUCUCAGAUUUAUGGUGAUUAACUGGAUUGCGGAUGACGUGACGGAUAGCGAUUAGUGAGCGAGCGACGCUGUUAGCGAAUCUACGCAACGAUAUCUGUUUGAAGUAGUAAUUUAUAUUAGCCAAACGACGCGCCGGUGUGCCGGUUGAUGUUGUUGGCUGUACAGUGGGGGUGUGUGCUGUUGUAUACCAAUCGAGUAAAAGUUGAGAAAGAACCAGAAAAGUUCGGAACUGGAUUAUCUCACAUGUGAUCAACGUUGGGCGAUGCAGCCGUUGCAGUAGCAGUAGCAGGGACCAUAUCGUGGUCCACCUAAUGUGUAUUAAAGAGUGUGUUCACGUGGGAGUGAGUGUUGCUGGCCCGAGCCAAUCCCAAGUCCGUGGAAUGCUGCUGAAGUGCUGAGGCCGUGUGAAAUGUUGUGAUGUUGUUUAUUGAAUAUAGUGGCCUAGCAAAGCCGACGGCGGCGUCAUCGUCGUUCUGCAGCAGAGCGAUUCCUGCAGUAAUCGUCAGCAAUCUUCAAAAGGAGUAGAAGAAAAUUAGUUCAGUGAAAAGUGAAAUCAAAUUUUCAAAGGCUGCAGAACAAGCACGGGAAACGCGAAUACAAUGGAGUAUCCGUUGAAAGCUAGAAUCUUGAGCUGAAAGCUAAAGCCAUAGCUUGAGUGUGUGUGCUUUUUAUUUGUUUUCUUCGAUGAUGGUUUGGGGUUUCACAAUAUAAUGGGAAGAAAGGCGAAUCGCUCAUUGGAAAAUGUGAUUGAGUGGGGUGAAAUGGCUUUUAGAGCUAGUUACAAACAUUGGUCCCAUUGUAGUCUCUGCUACCUUUGGUUUAAAAAGGUACAGUGAAGAAGUGUUCAAUCUGUUGCCUUUCAUGUGGAGGAAUUGUAACUGCAACGUUGCUGUUUUCGAAAAUAAAAGGAAAAACGAAGGGAACAAGCCAAGCAUAUCAUUGGAAAUUAUGUUAGCCUUACAUCACAUGACGCCGGGGGAAGUGACGCAGAUAUCGAAUUUGCACACACUUAUCCUGGAAAUCAACAGCGAAGUGGCACUGUUCAGAGAUCUGCUUAUACACGUCGGUCAGGCACGGGACUGUCCGGAACUACGUGAAAAGAUCCGGAAAUUGCGACGAUCCUGCGUGGAAGCAUGCAAACACACCUCCGCGCUAAUACUUCCGCAGAUUCGGCAGGCCCUCGCCGAAGGAAUUCUGGCGGACAACCCCCACCUGGUGCUGCUUUUCUACCUAUCACAACUGUUUCUUAGAGAACUUAUUAAAAGCCACCGACUGGUGCAGGUCAUUCCUAUGGAUAUGUCCGGAUAUUAUGAAAACCGAGCUGGUCCAUCUAAUCUUGGGAACGUGAUAAGUCAGAUACUGCUGUGUAAGCAGAUUACUCCCGAUUUCAACCAGGAGGAACUCUGCAGUAUAACCAAAGACUCGCAGGAGAUUGCACGGAUAUUGCAGGACCUGCAGGAGUUCAUGCCACAACAAGAAACGUAUUUAGAGCGCACGAUUGCUCUAACGACCGAAAUCAACGGACCAUGGCCGGCGAAACGACGACGGGGUUCGCUCUACAAAAAUAUGGGCCUUCUGUGCUGUGUCUCGCGACCUAACUACCUAUGAAUAUAGGUGGUUGCAGUUUUCAGCAAUCACUUCCAACAACACCCAGCCUCCCACCCUGGAGCGGGGCAGCACUGGAACACGUCGGGGUCAUCAGCUAUUGCUCCCUACACCACUUUGUCAUAGGAUCUUAUCUAGUGGAUGACAUCGUCGUCACCACACCGUAGUCAACCACCAGCUGCACAUUGUCGUUGUCGCGACUUGAAUAAAACCACAAACCAUCACCAUACCAAUAGACAGAUGGCAGAGAGAAGACCACCAAAUUCCAGUACCUUUAGAUAAGUUUAUUUUUCUAUGUGUGUUAUUUCUAUAUAGAACGAAUAGAGGAUGUUAGUAAAAGAAAACUAUAAUAUAUACGGCUCAUAAUACGGUAGAAAUAUCUCAUGAGCAAUUCUGAAACGGCAAACAAAUUCAUAAAAAAUCUUUAAAAGAAUAGAGGAUAGCAAUAGUUUCUUAACAAAGCUCAACAAACAACUAUUGUAGCUAUGGGAAAACAAAACAAAUGGAAUCAGCUAUUGAAUAAUUAUGAAGU
Messenger RNA from Armigeres subalbatus, 2298 nucleotides. RefSeq lists its product as uncharacterized. Gene Ontology annotation, cellular component: neuron projection. The coding region runs from base 1023 to 1769 and encodes 248 amino acids. NCBI's taxonomy places the organism in Eukaryota, Metazoa, Arthropoda, Insecta, Diptera, Culicidae. Gene Ontology annotation, biological process: G protein-coupled receptor signaling pathway. The transcript is spliced from 7 exons. The record is from RefSeq and is a predicted model, not a curated record.